AUGGUGCCAAAAGGACAGCUUACAGAUGGCGGUCUCGUCAAGGCGUCGCAUCGGACUUUGGAAGCCCGAGGCCCGGGGCCAAGCGACCAUUCGCUGCAGCUCAUUCGCUAUGCGGGUCCGCAUGCAAACCGGCUAGUGCUGAGCGUAGAGCGCAGCGGCGAGAGAAGGGGGGUCAGCAGGACAGCAAGAGGAGAAGAGGCGAGGGGAUGUUGGAUAGCUUCCCCAGCGGCGUGGACUGGCAGGUGCUCCAAGAUGGCGAGGAGACGUUCGAAGCAAGCCGCCGUCGCCGCGACGGCAUCGCUGCUGCUGGUCGGCCUCGGCCUGACCGCCCUCAACCCUCGCAAUCUGGCGCUCCUGCCCACGGUCCAAGACAGCAACGGUAACCACCGACCUCUCCAGCAAAGCCGGGCUGCUGCUGUUGGCGGAAGAGGAGAGGCGGGGCAGGGAUUGCCGGAAUCGUGGGAACGCGAGGUCGGGUUGACGCCUGGAGUGAUGCUACCGAACCAGGGUCGAUCCAAAGUCGGCCGGGCGGGUGUAGGAGACGACAGUGGCUGGCGCUCGCCGCACUACGGCGACAUUCAGCGCGGGCACCAAGCGUGGCUCCUGCAACGGGCAGAAGAGAUGGGGUCCAGAGAAGGUGUAGCCAGCGUAGACACACAUAGUGGUGGCCGUAUCGAGGGGGGUACGGCGGACGCCAACGCAGCACAGGGCAAGGGCAAGACGGACGGUGUAGCCGAAGAAGCAGAAGUGGCGGGCGAAGCAGGAGAGAGCGAGGGAGGGAGCCCUGUGGCUGUGGGCUCAGAGGGUUCGACAAGGGCAGGCGAAGCCGCGGCCGCCGCGGGAGGGCGGGGGCUGGAGGGUAGGGGUGACGCCGAGUUGUUUUUUUCCCGCGCUGUCGUGGCCGCCUCUGCCACCGCUACCGCGGCUGGCGGCGGUACAGAGACGGGAACAAGGCGACCACGCUUGAGGAGGGGUCUGAAGCGACAGGAGGCGACGCCCGAGACGGGCGGGGAGGGGGCGAAAACGGCGCCGACAGAAGCGACGACCCUCCCGUCGGAGGGGAAGAAGAAACGGGUAGCCGUUUCGGCGGCGGGCGGGACGAGGUCGGCGAGCGGGGGGCUCCGCGAAGACGACCGAGUAACACGGACACCCCCAACGACCACAGCGAAGAGGAGAACGGCAGACACCGGGGAGGAGCGGGCACAGCAGUCGUCACUGGCGGCGACGGAGCGCGUCUGGCGAUUGAAACGCGGGGCGGAGCUUUGGCCCGGGACUUACGUCCCCCCGAUCGAGCCGACGCGGAGGAGAGAGCUCAUUUACAAGUGGUCCUACGGUAAGGGGCCAGAGGAAGCAGCAGGGGCGACGGGGGGCGAGUCGGGGCGCAUCUUGUACGUGAUCUCGUCGUACGACCGAGGGAAGAGGCUGGGGCUAGGCUACAACGGCAAGGUGGACAAGCUGGACUACAUCCUCAUGAUGAUGGACGAGAUGAGGGAGGCCUGCGAGGCGGGAUUCUCCCCCCAUGUCCACUUGAUCGCCGCCUGGGACACCUCUGAGGUCGCCGACCUGAUUCGAGACCGCCUCUUCUGCCAGAGGACCGGCGAUCUCGUCCCUUACUCUCACGAGGAACACCCUCCCUCCGUCCGGAACAACCUGGCGAUCAAGCAUCGCAUCUACAUGAAAUCAAGGGUGGAAGACUUCGACGUUUUCAUGCAGGUGGAGGACGACAUGAUCGUUACCCUGAACCACAUCCUGCUGUACCGCGAGGAAUGCGAUAAUCUGGAUAUCAGAUUUGGAAUGGGCGGGUCUCGCGGUAGACCGAACGUGUUCGUGCCGGGGUUCUUGAGGGUCGAACCCGGGGGGACGAAGGACAAGGAGAAGGACAAGGGGGAGGGGGAGUGGUUCGAGUGGGAGAUCGUGUUCAACCCGAUCAACAUUUACGGAGCGGGCACUUACAUGUCCCUCACUCCGUCCAAGGUGCUGCCUAGAGCGGGCAACAACCAGGGCAUGUGGAUGGCGACCAGAGAGCAGCUGAAAAAGAUGGCGGCGAACAAGGCGUGCAACUACCUCGAAUUCGACGAAUCUUCCACGAACGGCAUACCAGAGAUGCACAGCGGCAGCAUUCAGAUGUUCCUUCCGGAGUGCGGUUUUAUAAAGGUUUUCCCUGCGACCCAUUUUGAAGACUUUAUGGUACAUCACCGAACGAACAACAAGAACGGCAGGGCAGGGGAAAGCAUCCCCGGGGUUUCGACAGCCAUGCUUCGCGUGUGGGCGGGGCAGUUCCUCAGAGACGAGGGGAUGCUGCAAGUGCUGUACUGGACGAUCCCUCAGGAUUUCGGAACGUUCCCGUGAGACUCGGCUAGUGGACAGUGCCCGCGGUCUAUUCCCCAUUGCCGUGCACCAUGUGGUUAAAGGGUCUUGAGAUGUUCAAGUGCACUGCUGUACGCACAAUGCAGCACCUUGAAGCGUUGUGAUUUCUGCAGCACCGCCGCGGUUGUGGAAUACUGCCUACUUGCUCUGCUCUGCUGUGCGGUCUGUGCGGUGCAACUGCUUUGCACAUGACCAUGGGUGCCAACCGUGUAGAGAUAGGUACAGGAAUAUGACGUUGAGAUGUGGGAUGGGGGGAAGAGGAAUGGGGAGGGAAAGCUUUCUGUGGUGUCAGGGGGGCGGGGGGGGGGAGGAUCCCUGACGGUUAAGUCGAACCCAGAUGGAUGAGUUAGAGGGCUGGGCGGUGUGGGAGUGAGUGGAGGAAAGACGAUUGUUGUCCAAAUUUUGUUGAUAUGGUGGUACAGUAAUAUAUGACAUCGGUGUGACCUCUGUGAAAUACCUACAUUUCUCUUGAAUAUUCUUCUAGGCAAACGGCGUAACUACGGGGUGUUGUUAGUGUCUUGAGUAUUGUUGGAUAUGAUUGUGCAACGCUGCCACGAUUGCGGGCGCAUGACCGUUAGGUCCAUGCCAACACCUUGGGGUCUUCGAGUACGAUCACCGUACGCAGCAUGCCCCGGUACAACUAAAAUAAGUAACACCGAGGAGGUGUGUACGUGUAUGGAAGCAUAUUUCUUGUUCUUGAUUUCGUUCUGUUGUGUGUUUUCUGUUCUCAUCAAUGUCAAUGAUGUUGACGAACUUAGUUUUAUGCAAGUGUGUUUUUCGUUUGAUCUUUGCUGGGCUGCGGUGUGUUCCGCAAGUCGACCUUGUCUUUCGAGCAAUUCUGGCUAGGAGACAGAAAGAGCUGGACGGGACCCGGGGAGGAGUUGGCAUAGGGUUUGGCGAGAGGGUGAUGCGUCUUGGUGUGCAUUCGCCAGGUUGUCCUUUGUUUUGUUUGGUUGUGUCUCAGAAUUACCACGCCACCGAUUUGCGAGUUGUUCGGUGGCCAGAUGGCAAGGACUUGCCGUUUAGAGAGAAGUAUAUCGUUAGAUACCUUGUGAAGUAGCGAAAAAUAACGUAAUCUGCGCGUAAGACUUCCCAAAUUGCCCGACGUAUCCCUGUAGGCUAAUUGGUAUCCUCGCAACAUUCUCCUGUAGCAACCAGGGUAAGGGGUUCGAACCCCGGCGAAGGCUUUUAUUCAAAGUGAGUUUUGUCUCUCGUUUCGCUCCUCCCGUAGUCUACAAACAUCUGUGGU
This is a messenger RNA of Ectocarpus sp. CCAP 1310/34, 3616 nucleotides long. The record is from the annotation of a GenBank genome assembly. Lineage: Eukaryota; Phaeophyceae; Ectocarpales; Ectocarpaceae.